AUGGGUACAUUUAAGGUAAUAUUUUACACGAAGGGCCGUUUUGCAAAAAAUCCAAAUCUGACCUACGAGGGUGGGGAAGUUUAUGCUUUUACUGGUCAAGACACUGGGUCGUGGUCGUUUUUUGAUUCAUGUGAUUUAAUAAUGUCCAUAGAUCCUGGGUUUGACUACAAAAAAGUUAGGAUGUGGUGGAAGCAUGUUGAUGGUAGUCUAGAAAAUGACCUCAAUUCAUUUAGGGAUGAUAAUGAUGCUUUUGAGAUGGCUGCUUCAGUCCAUAAUGAAGUAGGUGAUAUUGAAAUAUAUGUUGAGCACAAACCAAGCACUAGGGAUGCAACAUUUAUGAAGAAUGUAAGGAAGAGGAAGAAGGGCAUAAUGGAUGAAGGUGGUGAUGAACCAAAGGGUGAUGAGGGUUCCAGUUUUGCUGAGGGUUUUGAAAAGGAUGAAUCCAAUAAGCAACCGAAUGCAGAUGAUGCAGAUGUUGCAGACUCUAGUGAGGGUAUGAAUCCUAGUUUGAUUACACCUGAAAUGGGUAAGAAACAUGUCAUUGAAGAUGAGUAUUUGACUGAUGAGUUUGAUAGUGGUGCUGAAGAUGAUAGUGAUGAUGAUAGGCCUAGGGUUGUUAGGUUAAAUGAGGAAGAUGGUGUAAGCAAAGAUUUUAAGAUCAAGGUAGGCAUGGAAUUUUCAUCACUAAGGCAAUUCAAGACUUGUAUUCUUGAGCAUAAUGUGCUGAAUGGGAGGGAUGUCAGGUUUGAGAAAAAUGAUGCAGUGAGAUGUAGAGUUGUUUGCAAGGAAAAGGGACAAUGCAAUUACACUGUUUUGUGUAGUAAAGUGUUAAUAUCAACUACAUUUAAAAUCAAGACAUUGUUUGCUAAACACAAGUGUGGAAGACAAUUUUUUAACAAGAGUGCCAAAGCUGAAUGGGUUGCAAAAGUAAUUGUUGACAGGAUGAAAAAUUGCAGCAAAAUGAAAUUGAAUGAUGUAAUUGAAUAUGUAAGAGUGAGAUAUGCUACUGAAAUCCCUGGAUGUAGGGCAUUUAAGGCAAGGCAGAUUGCCAAAAGGGUUGUGGAAGGGGACUCUAGCAAACAGUACAGUCUAUUGUGGUCAUAUGAGGCUGAAUUGAGGAGGGCUUCCCCGGGAAACACCUUCAAGAUGAACAUACAAACUCCAGGACCAGGUUUGCUACCAAGGUUUGAAAGGUGUUAUCUGUGCUUUGAUGGAACAAAGAAAGCCCUGAAGUUAGCUUGUAGGCCUUUUAUUGGACUAGAUGAAUGUCAUCUAAAGCACAAGUAUGGUGGGAUAUUGUUAAUAGCUGUUGGGAGAGAUCCAAAUGACCAGUAUUUACCCUUAGCUUUUGGAGUGGUGGAAACUGAGUCAAAAGACACUUGGAGUUGGUUUAUGGAGCUUCUACUUCAGGAUAUCGGUGAAAAAAGAUGGUGCUUCAUUUCUUACCAACAAAAGGGUCUUGUACAAGUGUUUGAGGAGCAAUAUCCAGCUUUUGAACAUAGGUUUUGUGUAAGCCACUUGUAUGCUAACUUUAAGAAAAAGUUUGGAGGUGGAACCCUAUUUAGGGGUCUCAUGCUGGCUGCAGCAAAGGCUACAUAUGUGGAGGCUCAUCAGCAAUACAUGCAUAAGAUCAAAGAGGCCAGCAAUGAUGCUUUUGAAUGGUUGGAAGCAAUCCCAAAAUCUAAGUGGUGUAAGCAUGUUUUUCCUCUUUAUAGUAAAUGUGAUGUCUUGAUGAAUAACUUAAGUGAAUCCUUUAAUGCAACUAUCUUGCUUCAAAGGGAUAAGUCGAUCAUAACUAUGUUUGAAUGGAUUAGAUCAUACCUAAUGGGUAGGUUUGCAACCUUAAGGGAAAAAGUUGGGUAUAAGGGUAGAAUCAUGUCUAAACCACUUAGGAGGUUGGAUAGAGAGAUUAAAAAGAGUGUCAGUUGGACAGCAACUUAUGCAGGACGAUUGACCUUCCAAGUUACACAUGUAAUGUUUACUGAUAGUUUUGUAGUAGAGUUGGCUAAGCAUACUUGUUCAUGUAAUUUUUGGGAUCUGAUUGGUAUACCAUGUAGACAUGCCAUUUCUGCCAUCCAUAGGAAAGUAGAUGAUCCCAUUGAUUAUGUACAUCAGUAUUAUCACAAAUCAACUUAUGUCAAGUGUUAUGAGGAGGACAUCACCCCUUUGAAAAUUUUACUUUAUACCCCUACAAUUAUACUCAUACCCAUACACAUAAAAAAUUAA
This is a messenger RNA of Vicia villosa (hairy vetch), 2226 nucleotides long. RefSeq lists its product as uncharacterized. The record is from RefSeq and is a predicted model, not a curated record. Gene Ontology annotation, molecular function: zinc ion binding. The transcript has 3 exons. Bases 1 to 2226 code for a protein of 741 amino acids. NCBI's taxonomy places the organism in Eukaryota, Viridiplantae, Streptophyta, Magnoliopsida, Fabales, Fabaceae.